Messenger RNA from Penicillium diatomitis, 2283 nucleotides. Its product is annotated as phosphate-sensing transcription factor PHO4. The transcript has 3 exons. Bases 1 to 2283 code for a protein of 760 amino acids. The record is from RefSeq and is a predicted model, not a curated record. Gene Ontology annotation, molecular function: protein dimerization activity. Lineage: Eukaryota; Fungi; Ascomycota; Eurotiomycetes; Eurotiales; Aspergillaceae.
AUGAAUCACCAGCCCGCCAUGACGUGGCCGGAACAGAUCCACGACAAUCAGCUCAUCACGGCCCCCGGCGAAGAUGAAUUCUCCAACUUUCUCGAGUUCAACAUGCAAUUUACCGAUCUCGAUGGGCACGGACCAUCCCAGCAGCAACAUUCCAUCAUGCCCACAACCACGACCGCCGACCAGACCAUGAUCUCCGAUCCGCGGUCGCAUCCUCAAUUCACCUCGCCAAUGGAAGGUCUCACAAUGGAUUUCAGCGGUCACCCAUCCAUGCAGUCCGCCAUGCAGCAACAGCCGCAGCAGCAACAGUCUGUCCCACAGCAGCCCGGUCCGCUGCCAUAUUCAACACCCGCCAUGACCCCCGGGUUCUGUGCCCAAGAUACUUCCUCUCAUCAUCAUCAAUCACAGAUGAUGUCCCACCAACCCUCACAACAACAGCACCAGCAGCCACAAUCAAAUCUUCCCAAUCAGCAGUAUAUGCACCAGAAUCCUCAGAUGAUUCCUCCCACGCCCAAUAGUAUCGAGAUGCAUGGCAAUGCCACUCGAUACCCGCAACGAGUGGAUGAACAUAGCGAUAUGUAUGAUCGCUACUCGCGCAUCAAUGAAGAACAGGCCCUGUAUACUCCGCUGGUCUCUCCCGCCAUGACCCCUCUAGAGAGCCAAUUCCGCCUGCCUGAAUACACUAUCCCCGGCGAAUAUUUCACUCCUCUCACCUCUCCCGCCUUGGAGGCACAGCACUCGCAUAGCUCGACGAGCAGCUUCCCGUUCCAUGCGCGACAAGUCUCCGAUGUGGGCUUUGUGCCCACCACGGCCGAGGUCAACCCACUCUCCGGCAUCUCUGCGCCUUCCUCCCCCAGCAUCCUCCGCAAGACCCGGCGACGACCCUCGGCGGCAUCGUCUCGCUUGGCGGGACGCGCCAGUAAAUCUCGCCAAUCGCCUCACAUCCGAGCCCAGACCACGCAGACGCAGCGCAUGCGCGGGAAGCCGUUUGCCGCCGGCUCCGAGGAUUUAUAUGGCCACAUGGCCUCGGAGAUGGGCAAACUUCCCAAUCAUGAUGUGCGCUCACUGCAAGAAAGCAGCAAUGAAGGAUCGGGCCAGGAUUCGGUUUCUCCCGAACCUCUCCCCGAUUCCUUGAUGCCGCCUCCCGCCGUACCUCCAUCCCGCAAAUCACCUGCCAUCCUCCCUCAGCUCCAACCCCAACUUCCGUCUCAGGCGCAGCAGCAAAAACCGCAACAAGAACAGCAAAAACAACUGCCCGGUGCAGCCGCUACGCCCGCCACGCUGAUGCGCCUCCAGCGAUCUCAACAUGCGCAAGAAUCAUCAGAUCAACUCAUGGGCCAGGCUCAAUUGGAGAUCCCCGACGAGAUCAUGGAAGAUAUAUCUCUUCCCGAGGCGGCGCAGCCUCGACCCAAGGUUGGUCGCAUCGAUACCGCUGUGCGUACCGCGGCCAGUCCGAGCAUAUCUGCUCACGGCACCCCAUCCAUUGAACCACGGUCAAAUCCUUCCGCAGACCGUAAGCCCGUCUCGGUCGCGCCCAGUCCGCGCACUUUGGCGAUGCCCUCACCCAGUGGUCCCCUGCCCAAGAGGUCGGAUCCUUCCCGAGCAUCUAUAUCUAGUCGCAAGCGUCCCAGUGUCAGUUCGACACAUGCCAGUCCUCUUUUACGUCCAAAAAUCAGCCCUAGCAUCCAACCGUUGAUGCGCGGGAGUGAUAGUCUACCGCAAGACGCUCUAUAUCUGGCGUCCAAGUCCAAUUACCAGCACAUUCUAGACGGCACUCUUCCAUCGGGCGUCUCUUAUCCCGAGACUCUUGCGGAGAAUCUCAGUUCCAAGCGUACGAACCACAAGCUCGCCGAACAAGGUCGUCGCAAUCGCAUCAACAACGCUCUAAAGGAGAUUGAAUCAUUGAUUCCUCCGGAGUUUAUCCAGAUGCGCCAGGCCAAGGAGGCCGCCAUGUCGGGAGUCAAGCCCGGUGAGAAGGACAAGGACAAGCCGGCCAAUCAGGUUAUCAGUAAAGCCAGUGCGGUGGAGAUGGCGAUCGACUAUAUCAAAGCCCUGAAGAAGACACUGGAAGAGACGUCGUCGAAAUUGAUAGCUGCGGAAUCCAAACUGAACGGGGGCAACCAGGAUGAUACACCCAGAAGCUCCUCGCCCGCAAUCCCCGUGGUGGACAAGGCUAGCGCGGAAGCUCCAGCGGCAGAGACAACAACAAAAACAACAACAACAACGGCCACGACAACGACAACCGUCAAUGGGGUCGGCUCGGACUCGUCGGCCGAUACGAGCUAG